ACACAGUCAGCUUACGUACGUGUAUGAUCGACAUUCCACUGAUCACGGUGCAGAUCUACCCAGAGAGCGGAGAACUGCUCGGAAAGGGCUCAGUUCAGUCUUCACGACUUCAGAUUAGCAACUGCCAGCUCUCUGGAAUAAUUCUGCUCAGCCACAAUUGCAAGUAAGUUAGUGGACAAAUACGACCCCAUCGCCUCGGACACCUGCCAGGCAUCGAGCUUCUGGUUACUGAUCACAAGUGGCGCUGAUUGCUGUCUAGCUACUGUACUCUGUAGAUCUACUGGUAGUAGUGGUACUAGUACAGGUAUCACGAACCAAUGCGUGGUGGUGACUGGGGGGAAGCAUACCAAACGAACUGUUACCUGCAACGAGCCAACAAUUCAACACUGAGUGUGAGCCGUACCGAUCCAGCACAGCAUGCUAGGACUACAGUGGCACUACUACUAAAGUACUACUACUAGUGGGGAGUAGGAUUGUGGAAACAUAAUUAUUGCGGUGAGGCAACGGUGGAUCGGUGUGGCGCCGGCGGCUGGCCAGAGUGCAUCUCUUACUCUGAGGAAAUACAUCCCACGGAGGAGGUGAGGAUCGGAGCAGCGUCAGUGGCAGCUGAAUAUUCACACCGUCACUGCAUUUGCAAGCCAGUGUCACAUUUUAACAACAUUACGUAUCGAACCCGUACCGUACGGUCUGUGACGGAGCAGGACCAUGAGCUGCAGCUAGCUAGCACACUUGCUAGAUCAGUGGGGAGUUAUGAGUGAAUGAUCGUCGUCGUCAAUAUCAUCUCACUUUUAGUCCAUGUGUACAUGCAGACAUUACUCGUAAUACUCGGCACUUGGCAGUGUGCCGUGUGACUCGUGGAACUGCCAGAGUGUGAAACGGCCGUGUUCGCAGAGAUUCCGACGCCCGCGCGAGCGGGGAGUGUAACUGUGAGAGGUGGUGGCUAGCUUAGCUAGCAAACCGACCACAAAUCUACCAGUGCCACGUGCUCGAUACUAGCAGCUAGUCAGUAACUCUUCCAUCGGCUUGUAAGUCACGCUCUUUUUCGCAGGUUUACCUGCUGAGCUGAAACAGAGAGAGCGACUCCAACAACCCGAUAAUCAAACGGCAUCUUUUAGAAGUUUAGUGCUGUGGUGGGACCGUUUGUCAUUGAGCGGAGAUCCUCGAGAGAGGACUAAACGACGCACUCAUCCCCCGUAUUGCUUACUGUGCUUGCUGUGACGAAGUCGUUCAUCCGCAGCCCUCGGCCAUACCUAUCAUCUGAACGGGAUCGAUACCCACGUCCACGUUACACUACCUCGGGUCUGUGUACGUAUUCUAGAAAAUAUGUGUACCUGCGCUGCAGCGCUACGCAGCUAGCAGUGGGAGCUGUCUGCAGCUAGCUGAGUGCAUGAACCGCGCGGUACUCAUCGCGAGCAGGCUGCCAACCACCCAGUAGUGUCGAUGUGUACGUGUCGGCGUAUCUUCCAAACUGAACGUGAGCCUCUUACCCAAAGUGAACAUCAUUCGGAAAGAGCUACGCGCUGAUACAUUAGUGGCAUAGUGCCACCAGCGAGGAGGUAACGGGCAAACAGAUUCCAAUGCUAACCGGCAAUAGCGUGUAAGUUUGUUUACGAAGAGCUACGAAUCCAACAUUGAUCCACCAAACCUCUCGCAGGAACCACUUAGCAGGGACACAAUCACCUACGAGUUUGCUGCCGCUUGUUCAGCUAGAUCAAACUUGGAUUCCUCUCGACCUGGUGUUGUGUCUGCAGUAUUCAGUGUCGACCUCGACAGUUUGGUGACAUGUCAAGUUGGUUUGAGUGGUGGUGAAGAUCAGUGCGACCGGGUUCUCUAUGUUACCGGUGGAUUCGAGCGCAGUUUCUUGAUAUUCCGUUUCCCUUCAUCUGCUCUUCUCGCUACACGGUCAACACGAGUCGAAUGCUGCUUUCGACAAACAUCUAAUCAAAUGGUAUUAUAUGAGUUAGUUCUCAGUGUUUGUUAGUGCCCCACAAAGCUGAAUUGCGAGUGGGAACUGAGACGAGAAUGGAGCAUUCUAUACCCCGGCCGAGCAAGAAGCCAAGGAUAUGCCAGCGAUGCCGAACACACGGCAAAGAGGAACUUUCCACAUCGGAGCACAGAGGAAGCUGUCCGUGGAAGGAUUGCCAGUGCGGCAAAUGCCAAACUAUCCAGAGAGAAAACCUACGUCACUCCGAGUACAAUAGAAAAAGGAGAGCGGAAAGAAGAAAAGCGAGUGAAUCUAAAAACUACUAUUUAGCCCAUCCCCAUUCAGGUCAUCAUCAUCUUAUUCAUCAAACAUCACCACAGCCGCAGGCUGCGCACAGUAGCUUAUACGUCUUGAUGCCUGAUGGUCAAGCAACCAGCGGCCAGGGCCAACCUUACAUACCGCAACAGGUGAAGCCUCCAGAUUACAUCCAGCAGCCCUAUAUUCCACAACGUCCGCCCCUGCAUGUACCGUCGCAUACACAUCCACAGAUGCCUCACCAUCGGGCAAACGAUCCACAUAUGCCUCAUCAUCGGGCUAGCGAUCCGCAGAUGCCUCACCAUCGGGCAAACGAUCAUCCACCAAGUCGGCAUGGCCCGCCCUUUUACGGAGAGGGGCCAGCUCACCAUCCACAUCCACAUGUUACUAUGCCUAGGAUGUAUCCUCAUGCGCCUUAUCCCCCAAGUGCAGUCUAUGUUACAAGACCUGCGGCGACACCGGUCACAACGUAUCCUGCCAAACGUGCACGGAGCAGCAACUUGGAUGCGGAUGAAGCAUCGGUCGAGCCUCCGCAAAAGGUUUCGGCGCCAAGGCUAUCGAGUCAGUCAUCAGAUGUAGCUCUAGAUACCGAUGUAUUCGAGCCCAACGGUCACCAUGAGGAAAAUCUGAGCCCAACAGGGCAGUCGGAGAGCCUUGGGUCAACAGGUGGGUCAUCUGAUGAAGGAUCUUCUAGCAGUGAUAGAUCAACCGCAGCUGGACAUGCGGAGCCAGGACCAGUGGAUGGAGCACCUCCGCAUACCUCUCCGCCACCGUUAACGUCGAGUGGCUAUGAUCCAGAAGUGCAGCCGCCGCCUGAAUCCUGUAGUGACAUUGACCAGUCACCGGUGCUCUUAGAUGAGGGAGAUGAAAGUGCACAGGAAGCCUCCUUGCCAGAUCAUUACAGAAACGAUAACGUGCCGUGGAGAUUAAAAGAAGACCAUCCAACGCCACCGGCACCUCUCUUAGUAAAGCUAUUAGAUGAAAACCCAGGCAUAAACUAUCACAUGGCACUCAUGUACCUGACAGCAUGUGGCGGAGAUGUAGACAAGGCAAACCAAGCUCUGCGGGGAACCCGUAAGCCCAGCACUAGUACAUCUUCCAACUCGUCUGACUAUCCGGGACAUGGUAGUUCGGAUACCUCAGAUAUAGAAGUGGAUUGUGAGGAGGAUCGUCAUCGACGCCGUGCUGCCUUGUCGCGGUAUGGUUAUCGCCUUGGGCAACCAGGUCAAACGACAGAAAGGGUAGCUGAUUCCUGGUCAAGCUCAGACUGCUUAUCUGAACAGGAGGAGGAUCAGGAGAAUUCGGGGCCGGAGAACCCCCGUUCUUGCAGAGGUAGUAGACGCUGUGUGCGCUGUCGGUCCUGGUUUUCUAUUGUGAAAACGAACAACACCUCACUGUGCGCACGGCACAAACUAUAAAUCUCCUUCUUCAUAGUUGUGGUGUGGUGUGGUGUGGUGGGGGUCUAUAACAGCAGUACCAACAUGCUGUGUGUAAGUGUGUCCUGUUUUGAUAUGAUCGGUUUGUUCGUCGGUGACUCUUAGGGUUUUAUAUGUUUGGCUGUUCCAAUAUCCGGUGGGUGAAGGAAGUGAAUGAAAUAUUAUUGUCUUGCAGUAUUGGUGUGGGUGACACACACAACUCAACUCGGUCAACUCCGUUCUAAUAGGAAAUUCUAUUUCUCAAUUAUUAUUAUUAUUCCCGUUGCUGCAUGCUUCUUCCGGUGAGUGGCCGAGCACAACGCGGACAUUUUCUUGUGAUCGGUUGAUCAUAACCAUGAUCAUGAACAAUAACGGCUUUCUCUUUGUCUUAAUCUGUGGAUGUAAAUGCUAUUUAUACUGGCUGUGUGGUGAAUUGCUUUUUUGUUUGGUUUUGGUGACAACAUUACUUGUCCUACUUCGAUGGAAAACUCUCUGCUCUAUACGAGUAUGUUAUGAUGUGUAUGCUGUCUCUAGAGAUGUGUGACUUUUUCCCUGCUCUGAAAUUAAGUGGCGAGCGUUAAGUUGUGUCAAGGCUGUGUAUCACUUGUCCUACUACGAAGUACAACUCACUGCUCUACAUGAGUAUACUAUUAAGCAUGUGUGCUUUCUCUAGGGACGUGUGACUAUUUUCUGUGCUCUGAUAUAAAGUGGUGAGUGCUCA
Sycon ciliatum is the source of this 4375-nucleotide messenger RNA. RefSeq lists its product as uncharacterized. The transcript is spliced from 2 exons. Bases 2023 to 3657 code for a protein of 544 amino acids. Gene Ontology annotation, molecular function: sequence-specific DNA binding. Gene Ontology annotation, biological process: regulation of DNA-templated transcription. Lineage: Eukaryota; Metazoa; Porifera; Calcarea; Leucosolenida; Sycettidae. The record is from RefSeq and is a predicted model, not a curated record.